UAUCACCUCUUCCCCUUUUAUCUCCUAUCUCUGCUUUCUUCAAACCUUAAACCAGAUAAUUCUUACCCAGAGAAUUAUCAAACGAUGAAGUGGGGAAGAAAGAAACCUUCUUCUCCUUCCUCCUCGUCCCGGGCUUCUUCCAUGUCUCGUGUCUUUCCUGUUUCCUGGUUUUCUAAGUUUAAGCUAAUGGGGGGCAGUUCUAGGCCUCAACCCGAAAGAGCGAAGCCAAAAGGGAGGAAGAAUUCGCCUUCUAGGAGUUCAUGGCAGCAUGCUAGUUGUGGAGACGGUAGAUUCUAUGGCGGAGGAGAUGAUGGCUUUUGGAGAUUAUCGUUUGGAGAGGAGGAUGAUGUCAUGAAAAGGAGAGAUAGAUGUAUUUUGAGGUCUGUUCUGUAUGAGUCGGAUGAUGAGGUUGAACUUCCAUUGUCAAGUUGCAGAAGCUGCAGAUCCAGUUCUACAAAAGUGGGGGAAAGAGGGGAGUCCCAGAAGUUCAGUGACAUGGUGUCCGAUGAAAGAAAGAUGAGAGAAUUGCAUGGAGACGUAGAGAUUUCGCUGGGGAAUGGUGCACGUAAAGGAGAAAAAGGAAGGCAGGAAACAAAAUUCAAGACACCCAGGCAGGAAACUGUGAAAGAGCGGAGAUCACGAAAAGCUAACGGAAGGGUUUUGAAAGAGAAGUGGUCAGAAUUUGAGAAUGAAUUAGAUGCAGCAAAGAAAUCAACAAAAUCAGUAGAAAAGCAUAGCUUGAAACCAGAACCAGUAAGUAGAAUUCAAACUAAAGGAGACCAUAGCAAGUUAACAACCUCUCAUCCAAGGAAACAUCGCCAUGCCACUUCCAUGAAUUUAAGAAGUUCGAAUCUAGGAACAAUUGAAGAAGAUUGUACAUUUGCUUCUCUUAAUUUGGAAGAACCUGAUGCACCUAGUAAAGAAGAAAAAAGAAAAUUGAAAGAAAUGGACAUCAAGGAACUAAUGUCAAAGAGUGAGAACCAGAGAAAAUCCAUUCAUCUAAGCAGGGAAUUGCAGAGCAGAACAAAACAGAGGAGCAAAAUCAGAGUUCACUCACCAAGAACACCUUCCAAGGUGGAAAUUUGCAAAAUAAAAGCCCUGGAAGACAUGAAGGCCAAAAUGAAGAUGAAGAAGAAGAUUGAGGAGAGAAUUCUUGGAGGAAGAACACAAAUAGAAAGCUUUGCUGUUGUAAAAAGCUCCCUUGACCCACAGAAGGACUUCAGAGAUUCGAUGAUUGAAAUGAUCAUGGAGAAAGGGAUUAGCCAGCCAGAAGAACUCGAGGAACUCUUGGCUUGUUAUCUGACAUUGAACUCAGAUGAAUACCAUGACCUCAUAAUCAAGGUCUUCCGGCAGGUAUGGUUUGGCUUGAACCGAGCUUAUUUUGAUCCUGAAUUACAGAAUGAACAUUGCUAUGAAUGACCAACUUGUAAACAUAUUGCAAAUCCUAACUCUCAAUUUUCUUGUAUUAUGCCACUAAUUUUCAUUAAUCUGAAGGACUUAUUGCCAAAGAAGAAUCAAAAUAGGUUCUCUUAUUUAAGAGAAGAUUUCUGUUGUUCUAAUUUCAUGCAAAAUAGAGUGUAUGCUUAGAUGAUGAUGUUCUACCAAUGUACCGAUUAAGCGA
Molecule: messenger RNA, 1621 nt
Organism: Vitis riparia (riverbank grape)
Lineage: Eukaryota; Viridiplantae; Streptophyta; Magnoliopsida; Vitales; Vitaceae
Product: transcription repressor OFP5
Exons: 1
Coding region: 85-1419 (444 amino acids)
Biological process (GO): negative regulation of DNA-templated transcription
Source: RefSeq, a predicted model, not a curated record